Molecule: messenger RNA, 2622 nt
Organism: Filobasidium floriforme
Lineage: Eukaryota; Fungi; Basidiomycota; Tremellomycetes; Filobasidiales; Filobasidiaceae
Exons: 12
Source: RefSeq, a predicted model, not a curated record
AUGGAGGGGCCUCAACAGGACUUCGAACAGGACGUCGAUGUGCCGAUGGAGGAGGACGUUCUGGCCGUCAGGACGCCAACGCCAGGCAGGGCGGGGCAUGAUGAUGGAGGGGUGAUGGACGAGAUGGAGUUGGCUGGGGAGGAUGCCGUAAGCGAGGCGGAAGAGGAGGCGGCCCCGGCCAUCUCGCCGGAAAGGAAGGCUGCGUGGCUGAAGAAGUCCAGGAAGAUGGCUGACCAGCGCCGUCGCUCUCGGCGUCCCGAGAGUCCUUCCCCUUUGGGCACCCGGCCGAUCGCCCCUCUUGGGUCGGCGACAUCUCCUCGAGCCAGACGUGAGGCUCGACAAGGGUCGGACGAUCCCGACCAACGGGAGGCAGGGCAGAUCUGGGCGGGGUAUUGGGGGACCCGGUCCCAGAGACGGGCGAGAAUGGAGGAGGAGGAGGAUGAGCUUGAGUCGGUUCAAGCGUCUUCGGAUUGGGCGAGGCCAACGCCGACGAAGAGGAUCAGGAGGGUCCCCGCCCGGAAUCCUCUCAGCCCAACCAAGCAGGGCACCCGGGCUGGCCCCGACAACAACACCCAGGCUGGUCCUGGACCUCAAACUCGCGCCAACCGCGCUGCCACCUCGGCCGCCUCGUCCCCGGCCAAGUCUCCUCGCAGGAAGCCCAAGCCUGCCACCUCGUCCCCUGCCGCGACGCCCACCAAGGGUAAAGGUAGGGCGACAUCCACCAAGGGUGGUAGGGGCCAGGCCAAGGCUGAGAUCAAGCCCGAGGUCAAGCAGGAGCCGAGUGCGGGGACGCUCCUGAACCACGCGAAGGCGAAACGGCGCCAAGAAGAUCCCGGUGCGGUCGAGUUUCUCGGAGACGAGAGGUGCGACACCUGUCGUAGCCUCGGAGCCUCGAAGGGUGGGGACGAACCGUGGUGGGGUUGCUGGAGAAACCCAAACUCCAAGAAGGAGCGCUCCUGCUCCCACUGCGUGGCGGUUCGUGCGAAGUGCUCGUUCAACGACGAGCCCAGGCACGUUGACCCGCCCGCGGCAGGUCCCAGUACAACUGGGCUGAGCCAGGAGUGGGUGAACGGUUUGGCUGCCCGGCUCGACCGAGCGAUCGGAGGGAUGGAGGUGGGUCUCGGAGUCCUGAACUCGAUGGCCGCCACUGCUCUUGGAGAGCCAGCCAACAACAUGUUGGCCGAGCGGAUUCAGGAGUUUUCGGCCGUGAGCGCGGACCUCCGCCGUGGUCCCUCUGGGUCGACCGCUGCCGCCGCCAUCGAGGUUGAGGCUGACGACGAGGACGAGGAGGACGAGGAGGAGGAGGAGGAGGAGGAGGAGGAGAAGGAGGAGGACGAACAAUCAAGGAUCCUUCGAAAGAUAUUCAUCAUCGUCAGCGAGACCCUCGUAGGGGUGGUGGGGGUCCGCUACCAUAGGCGCAUUCUACCUCAGGGCAACACCGACGGCAACACCAACGGUUUCGCGAGCCUGCACCCCAAUGUCACCGACCAUUGUCUUUCGCUCGGAACCCCUCGCCCAAAUCCCCGGCUUACAAGGGCAGUACUUCUUCCAGGGACGAUGAACUUCGCAUGGGACGAUCAAGGGGCAACUAUACAGGCGGCAACGUAUGAGUACAACAUCCUCGAACGACCCUCAACGUUCGACAACAUCCUCGAACGACCCUCAACGUUCGACAACACCCUCGAACGACUCCCUUCCGUUCCCAUGUCGACAUCAGCAUACACUCUGAACGUCCGACAACAUCCCAGAACUACCCGCCCAUCAUCCUCGGACCACCCUCACCCUCAACGCCCUAACCCAACGCCCGACAGCAUCCUCGGACCACCCUCUUCUCCAGCACGAUUCCCUCUCCCCCUCUCAGACGGUCCACUCCGACCCCUACAAAUGUUGUUCUGUGAGAAGGAAAGCCCGAUUCAGCUCUCCCAUGGGUUUCACCGACCCUCGGCCGACUGGCGGGCAAACUGGGGGGGUAGACUCACUAUCGCAGCUGCACCUUGGGCGGCUCAGUGGCAGGCUCAGGACGAGGGCGACCCUCCUGAGGUCUGGGCGAUCGUCGUCGGCGAUAGCCUCGUCCCCUUGCAGGGAGAGAGGGAGGAGGAGCUGGACGUUCGUCCUGCGGGGGAGGAACGCCCGGGACAGAGACAGGCUCGACUUGGGCGGUACAGGAUCAUUGACAUCUCCUUCUGGGUUGUCCAGAUUGCCCGACCGGAACCGAUUACGGAUGUGACCGCGACUUCCCUCAUCAAGACCUUGCAACAGUGCUUGCAUAUCUCUCAGGGUGGCUUCUAUGGCACGUCGUCUACCCCCCAGAGGUUGUGGUCGGGCGGGAUUUGCCGCUAUCGGCCGACCUGUCUCUCCCGCGUAUUGGAUUUCGGGAGUCACGGAACGUUCUUGAGGUUGCGCAAUUGUCCUGCCAGAGGCGUUCUGAAUACUCCUCUGCGCAGGGGUGGCGGGUCCGGGAGAGGGGCUAUCCCUGACAGUCCGUUGGCUCUCCUCAAUCGGACUUGGCAAACGAUCUGGACGGCUAUGUUCGGUUCGAGCGACCUCACCGACGACCUCACCGACCGGUCGGUCAUCUGGUCGGUCUCUUGCGCUUUGGACAGCCUGCCUGUCCUCGGGGGU